Messenger RNA from Triticum turgidum subsp. durum (durum wheat), 1029 nucleotides. The record is from the annotation of a GenBank genome assembly. Lineage: Eukaryota; Viridiplantae; Streptophyta; Magnoliopsida; Poales; Poaceae.
AUGGCCGUGAUAAAGGUGCGAGUGAGCAAACUCCGCGAGGCAAAGAGUGUUGAGGACAGCAGGCACAAGAGUGCCAGUCGCGAGCCAAAGGAAGGCCAGAGCAGCAACCCAAAGAGGGCCAAUGGCGAGGCACCAGUUGAGCCUCAGCAGAGGGAAGUUUGUGCAUUUUGCGACGAUGGUGGUGAAUUAAUCUGCUGUGAUGGUGGAUGUCUGAGAUCCUUCCACCCAACCAAAGAACAUGGUGAAAGAUCUAUGUGCACAAGCCUUGGGCUAAAUGAAGCAAAGUGGCAAAAGCAUAAAGCACUAGGGGAAAAGGGGUUAUAUUUCUGCGAGAACUGCAAGCAUAAGCAGCAUCAAUGUUUUGCUUGUGGAUUAUUGGGGUCUUCAAACUUAACAGCAGGUCCUGAGGUAUUCCAAUGUAAGGAGCAAAAGUGUGGGCACUUUUACCACCCGGGAUGUGUUGCUAAAAUACUCUACCCUGAUAACAAAGCCAAGGCAACAUGUUUUGAGCAAUGUGUUGCUGGUGGACUGGAAUUCAGUUGUCCCGUGCAUAAAUGUAAGCGGUGUAAGGAAGCAGAGAACAAGCAUGACAAGGAAAUGCAAUUCGCAGUAUGCAGGCGCUGUCCAACUGUAUACCACCGGAAGUGCUUGCCAAGGGAUAUUUCCUUGAUAGAGGACGAGGAAGAGGCUACUCCGCAAAGGGCAUGGGAUGGCAUUCUACCUGAUCAAAUUUUAAUCUACUGCAGGAAGCAUGAGAUUCAAGAAGAGCUAGGAACUCCCAAGAGGGACCAUAUUGUCUUUCCAGAUGUGAGAAAUCCUGGUGCAGCAGAAAGGCAUAGAGGUGCAUCUCAGGGGCACGAUAUACCCGACGAAGACGAGCUACUCGACCGCCUAGCGUCCUGCAAUCCAUCUCAGUCCCCUGAGCCGGCAGAAACAGGCCGCGGUAGGGUGAAGCCCAUCGAUUCUUUCGCGCCGAAGCACUUGUUCCCGCAUCCACAGCCAGGCUCCUGCGGUUGGCUUGAUGACUGA